Molecule: messenger RNA, 2417 nt
Organism: Pollicipes pollicipes
Lineage: Eukaryota; Metazoa; Arthropoda; Thecostraca; Pollicipedomorpha; Pollicipedidae
Exons: 8
Coding region: 124-1068 (314 amino acids)
Source: RefSeq, a predicted model, not a curated record
UUCGCCGGCGGACAGUGCUCCGCAACGCCCGCUACCCGCCAGCGACGCCGACGCCGCACCGGCCGCCCGCUAACACCGGAGACUGCAGCGACCGAACAGCGCAACAGCGCUGCUGGACACAAGAUGAUGCGACGUGAACAGGUGCUGGGCCUGGCCCUGCUGAGCCUCAUCAGCACGACCAUGGUCAUGCCCGUCUACGCCCAGUCGGCGCAGGACCACUACGCCGCCCGGCUGCACCGCAAGUUCAUCAGCAAGCCCAACAACAUCAAGAAGCAGGGUUACUAUCCCCCCGACGUGCAGAUCAUCGAAAAGGAGGACCUGGGCUACGGUCCAGUGCUGGGGCCGUCCGGCGGUGGCCCGCCGCUGGGGCCCCCGGAGAGCAGCUCCUCCAUCAACUGGGGCAAGACGCUCAACAUGGCGCUGCAGUUCAUCAUGGGCGCCGCUCAGGCCUUCACUAGCGGCACGCAGAUCGAGAAGGUGGACAGCGGGGCGGAAGGUUUCUCCUGGGCAAAGGUGAUCAGCAUCGGUAUGCAGGUGCUGCUGAACGUACUGGGCGGCGGCUCCGACCCUCAGAUCGAAAAGAAUGACAAUCCCACGCAGAAUGCCGUGCAGGGUGUCCUCGCGACAGUGCUGGGCCUGGCUAUGGGUCAGGACGACCCUGCCUCCGUCCAGGUCAUGGCCAAACAGGCCACUGAGCUGUUCAGCGUCGUUAUGAACCUGGUGGAGGCGCUGAAGACGUCCUUCAGCGAGCGUUCGCUGCACGCCCGCUCGCUGGGCCAGACGGACUACACUGCUGACGCUGGUAUAACGGCCAUCACCAUGCUGGAGGGUGUGGCGCGGCAUGCACUGGUCGGGGAUGAUGUCUGUGGCCUCAAGUCCAUGUGCGUCGCCAACAGAGAUUGCAUGGCCAAGACGAAAGACGGCGAACUUUUCUGCAGGAUUGGAUCGUACGCCGCUUCUUACAUCACACCCCGCACUCUACCGAUGGAGGUGUUCGGAGAAGCAGCCAGGCAAGGCCGCACCGGGGCUGACUGCGACGUCGUCUACAGCCAGUGCAACCUCAUCUAGCCAGUAGCGUCCUCUAUACCCAUUGAACGAUGCACUGGCGACAUCUGCGGUGUGCUCCAACGGUGGGAUGAGGAAAAAGCCGCUGGUAGACGCGGCUCCGAUGCUGGGGAUGCGGGAACGGUGCAAUACGCCCAGGUGUCUGUGGCUGCCCGUUAGUAACUUUUCCUGAUUGGUCGCUUUUUCUUUUGGUACUGAGGCAAUCGAGCAAAAAACUGUUCUAAAUAGGUUUUUCGUUUCAACUACCUUUAGACUGAUAAUCACACAAGGCGGUGGCAUUCCCUGUGGUCCCCUGCUUUAUUUAUUUUAUAUAAUCUUGGAAAGUGCCUGACCGAGGAAUAGCACACAGAUUUGGCCGAGAUUCUUCACUUUACCUUUGCACUUCGUAGUUAUUGUUCAACGCUUGUAACACCAUUCACCACUCAGCUGCCUGGUUCGUCGCCACUGUAUGCUACUCGUUGGCCGGCCCCACGUAUCUGCUCAUGCGCACGUUUCUGAGCUCACCAAGUCCCACGUCUCCACUUUAGCAGACUCCUGCCUCUCACGUCUCGCCUCUCUUUGGCUGCGCCUGCGUAUUGCAUUCCAAGCCCUGGGACAUUGCGCGCGACCUAUUUCGUUGUUGGUAUUCGUUUUAAAUAGGCCGCGCCCGAUAUCCCAUGGCGGUCAAGCUGCGCACCGUUGAAUGACUCUCCCGAGCGGCGUCCAAUAACACCCCCGGGCGUCGUUCGCUAAGCUCCGGGAUGUCGUUGAAAGAUUCUCCCGAGCUUUAUUGAAUGAUGCCCCCGAGCGUUGUUGAGUGGUGCUCCCGAGCGUCGUUGAAUGAUGUUCCCGAGCGUUGUUGAGAACCGCUGCCGAGCGCCGUCGAGUGUCGUCCGAAAUCGUUGUUGUUGUUAGCUGCUGCCGGGCUCAGUCUCGCCAAUAGGUGAUGUACAGUUACCACUCAGGAGCGGCGAGGGCGCGCCCCUGUCGCCCCUGACGGGCCGUCCCGUCACCUGUCAGGCCCCUUCCGGGCCCCUGUCGGCAUCCGCGGAGGACCUUGCGACACCGAACUUGUUAGAGUCUGCAUACGCUGCGUAAGUUCGGCUUGACGCAAGCCGGGUUGCACUCAUCCAUCGUAUCGUCUGUUAGUUGUUUAUUUAUGCUGCGCGGUGCGUGUUGAUCGUUUACUCAUGUGUUGUUGGCGGGGAGAGUAGUAUCAUUAAUGUUACACGUGUAAAGGCAUAUGCACCCUUCUGGCGGCUAGUCCAGUGGGAGGGGAGAAAGCGUUAACACCAGUAGAUGUACCAAUAGAGAUGGCACGUCAUGUGAUGUUGGUACACGGCAGGCUUUGUUAAAUAAAUAGUACAACGGUU